Coniophora puteana RWD-64-598 SS2 is the source of this 5015-nucleotide messenger RNA. RefSeq names its product WD40 repeat-like protein. Gene Ontology annotation, molecular function: ubiquitin binding. Bases 175 to 4923 code for a protein of 1582 amino acids. NCBI's taxonomy places the organism in Eukaryota, Fungi, Basidiomycota, Agaricomycetes, Boletales, Coniophoraceae. The record is from RefSeq and is a predicted model, not a curated record. The transcript has 11 exons. Gene Ontology annotation, biological process: protein deubiquitination; double-strand break repair via homologous recombination.
CGCUGGUCGGAGAACGCGUUCAGGUUCUCACUCAGCCCCAGCCAUUACCCGCAACUCUCCAAGUCACCAAUCUGCUGAUCCACAAGGGUUGUGACUGUACCACCAUCAUACCUCGAAAUCAACCCGUAAUACCCUGGAGCGCGGUCUUCAGAUUUGCUGCUGGACAGUCUUGCCAUGGCCCCUCGCCGUCGCAUCUCGUACAUCAUCCCACCACCAACCGACCCUGUCCCGCUCCUCCGACUCCCUCCACCAGGCACACACCACGCCGGCUCCUCGCAGCCCCUUCUCAUCCCAGCAUCCUCAUCGUCGCGCCGACAAGCCAAUGGCCACUCGCCCCACGAGCACGAACACGCUCACCACCACGGCCACCACAGUCACCACCACCACCACCAUCACAACAGCCACAACCACCUGCCAUCCCUCGAAGAUGCCAGCCAAGGAGCGACGGGAACGCGGGGAGCGGGCGGAGACGACCAGGCGGACGUGCAGCACCCGCGUCACCGCCUCGGUGUGAUGGCGCUCGCGCUCGACACGACUACGGCACUCGAGGGAUCCGAUGGACCCGAGGGCAUUCUCUACACAGGCGGACGAGAUGGGAUGGUUGUCGCGUGGGAUCUCGGACUGCCCCUCCGCAAGCGUUCACAGCUCUCGGCGGCACCGUGGACGCUAGACGCGCAGCCGGCGUCGCCGAUCCGGUCUGCUACUACCCACGCGCACGCCGGUGCGAGCGAGCAUGGGGCGAAGAGACGGAGAAAGGACAGGUGGGAGGUGCUCACGGGUAUGGCGGAGGAGGGGGACGGUGUUGAUGAUGGGUCGGAGGAGGAGGACGGGCAUGCGAGGUAUCAGAGUGGGGAUGUGCUCGGGGAUGUCAAGGAGAGCUGGCGCUGGCGUGGGAGGGGUGCCGACGGGACGCACGGGCGGAGGAGGGCGAAGACGAUGGGCGAUCUCAGUAUGAAUGGGGGCGAACUAGAGCGUGCAGGGGAGGAGGGUCAAUGGGAGGAGGACGUCCCUUGGGAGGCGAGGUGGGAGCUGGAUGGGGGACAGCUGCAAGAUGGAACUCCCAGCAGGUUCCGAAUGAGCGCUCAGACACAUACAGACUGGGUGAACGAUAUCGUAUUAUGCAACUACAACCAGACUGUCGUCUCCGCUUCAUCAGACGGCACCGUCAAAGCUUGGAACCCACACUCAUCAACACCCCAGGACCCUGUCACACUUGGCGCCCACGCUGAUUAUGCACGCUGUCUCGCAGUCUGCCGUGAACAAAACUGGGUAGCCUCAGGGUCCUUCGACCGCACCAUCAAACUCUGGGACCUCACGCGAUCCGCGCCUUCGCACUCGGCUCAGUCUCCGACAUCUCCAUCCGCAUCCUCUUCCCCCCGCCACGCUUAUGCGACGUCAACGUCAACAUCCACGUCCACGUCCACACCAACCCCGCUGCUCACGCUCAACCCGCCGGAUGCGUCGUCACCCAAAAGCAGCGUGUAUGCGCUUGGCUGCGACCCGUACGGGCACGUUAUCGCGUCCGGCUCGCCGGAGCGCGUUGUGAGACUAUGGGACCCCCGGAGCGGCAAGCGAACGGGCAAGCUAGUUGGGCAUACGGAUAAUAUUAGGGCGGUGGUGGUUAGCGAGGACGGGCGCUACUUGCUCACUGGUUCAGCGGACGCAUCGAUCAAACUCUGGUCCCUCGCAUCUCAACGGUGCCUGCACACCUUCGCGCACCACGCCGACUCCGUCUGGGCACUGCACAGCACGCACCCCGCGCUCGAGCGCUUCGUCUCAGGCGACAGAUCGGGCAUUGUGUGUCUCGUGGACGUGCGCGCCGCGCAGAGCGACAUGGCCGAGGGCACAGCGUGCGUCGUGUGCAUCGAUGCGGGCGGGUGUCCGCCCCUUGGGAGCGAGGGUGGAGCAAGAGCGGUAUCACCGAGCGGAGGGCAGAGUUUGCUGAGUGGAGGAGGGGGUGUGCAGAUACAGGUGCAGGUGCAGGAGAGCACGGGGAUCAAUGCGCUGCUGAUGCUCGAUGAUGGGCUGUUGUGGACGGCGUCGGGCGGGUCGAGCAGUGUGAAAAGGUGGAGGGUGCCUGUACCUGAUGAGCCUGAAUCCGAGGGCGGGGCGGGUGGGGUGUCGGCGAGGGCGAUGAGUCAUGAAAGGGAGAGGACUGUUACGAGCGGGUCGGCUGGGUUGAGUGGGAGGAAGAGGAGCGGGAGUGGAGGUGUUGUGCAGGGGAUGGGGUAUGGAGAGGAUGAUUGGGAUCCGAGGAACAUUUUGGGAGGCAGUCGCCACCGCUCGCCCUCCCCACAACCGUUCGCGCUAUCCUCACAACCACUGCCCACUCAGCCCUACGCACACGUCCCCCUCACACACCAAAUCCAGCUCGCCUCGCCCAUGGCCACAUCAUCCUCUGCCUUCCUGCACCACACCCACGCUGCGUCGCGUUUCGGGCGCGACAGCGACGUCGCGACGCUCUACAGCGCCGCAAGCGUCGUCAGCGUCCCCGGUACAGGCGUCCAGCGCUCCCUCGGCUUCGGACACGGCCACAUGUACACCGCGCACACGCCGCCCGUAUCCUCGGGCCUUCCGCCCGUGAACGAGCUCAACUCGCGCUCGCCACGACACUCGUUCUCGCCUUCCCUGUUUGCCUCUCAAUCCGGCGCGUUCGAUCUCCUCGGCGGAGGCAUCAACGGCGGAGGCGGGAUGGCAGCGCUGGCGAGCGCCGCGCAGCCGUAUGCCGCGCAGCCGGAUCUGACGAUAGGGGGUAGCGCAGGGCUCGUCCGCGCUGUGUUGCUGAACAACCGCAUGCAUGCGUUGACGGUGGACACGGGCGGCGAGGUUGCGUGCUGGGACGUUGUGCGCGGGACGUGCGUCGGCCGGUGGGCGGUCGCGGAUGUGCGGGCCGCAUGGGCCGCGAAGCAGCAGCACCAGGGUGGCGGCGGUCAGAACGGCGAUAUGACGCAUAUCGCGAGCGAGUCGACGAUUGCGAUUGGGAUGGGCGUGGAGCUGGAGACGAGUCCGCGGGAUGCGCUGGAGGUUGUGAGGGAGCGGAUUGAGGGGGAGGCGAGUGUGCCUGUGUGGGGGAAGAUUGAUACCAAGACGGGCGCGUUGAAUGUGCAUCUUGAGGAUGGCGGACGAUGUUUUGAUGCGGAGGUGUAUGCGGACGAGGCGGGGUAUAGUGGGGCGAAGGGGGAGGAGGUGCGAUACAACAUCGGGAAAUGGGUCCUCCGCAACCUCUUUCUUGGUUUUAUUCGCGAAGAACAGCGUUCCCGCCGAAAACACCGUGAACACGACGCCCCGCGCAGCGCCGGUCCAGCGAGCCCUGCGGCUUCUUCGCUCAGCUUGCAAAUCCCACCAGGUCAACUUGGCCCCCGACGUGUAUCUUCGGAUGCGUCUAUGCAAUCUCAUCUCCAGUCUCCUACCCCUGGCUACGUAUCAGGUGCAGCAACGCCUACGUUCAUGCCAGCACACCAGGCGCACGCACGGUCCGGCCCGAGCGGAUCGGGCACUCUCAGCGGGACUGUGACAACAUCGCCGAAUGCAAGAGCGCCCAUACCCCCAGCCAUUCCACGUCAGUCGAACCGCAUGGCGGGACCGCUGCUCACGCCCAUGAUCCCUAUCGCCGCCCUGAAGGGCGCAGGUCCAGGGAUGGGGCUGACAACGAUCCCCCAGAGUCCGUCGCCGGGCGAGCCGACGCCGACGCCUAUGGGAAUCGCUAUACCACCUAUGACUACGCCCACGGCUGGUGGAGGUCCCGGAACGCCUGGAGCCGCGAUCACGACCGGUGCGAACGCGGUGACAACGAACGCGACUCCGGGACCGGCGGGGGCGCAGCCCGUGACGACGGACUAUUUUUCGACGCGCACGAGAAGACCGAGCACGGCGUCGAAUGGGCUUCCGCCGCUGACGACGAACACGACAGGGGGAUCUGGUGGCAACUCCUCCAGCACCAGCGCGCCUGGCACGAAUCCGACUGCGAACGUGAGCGCAGAUGACUUUUCUGCAUGGGGCGGACCGGGGUCGCCGUCGGCGUCCGGGGGCGGGCAGCCGCCGCAAACGCCUACUACGCCCAGUGCGGGGCUUAGGGGUCUGCUGAAGAAUUUUACGAAGACGGGCAAGAAGGCUGCGGAUGUUCCGCUUCCGUCUGGCUCUGGGGCUGGUGUGGGUAACGGGACGGGUGCGACGGCGCCAGGGUCGCCCGUGGUUGGAAAGGAGAGGGAGAAGGAAGGAGAGGACGCGCCCGAAGUCAAGUCUCCCCUUCAGACCCUGCUCUCUUCUUCGUUCUCCCCGCCCUCGUCGAGUGAGGUGCCGACUCUCCAGCUUCCGCAAGGGCUCUCAGUGCUCAUCUCGGACGAAGUUUACUGCGGAUGGCAAACCGUUUACCGCGGUGCUGUUUCUGGUACAUGGGCGGACGUGUCUACGCUGGAAGAGACGCUGCCUCUCUGGGUGCUCGAGUAUUUGUUGCACAAUCGCAUACACACGCAGCCGGCGGUCAAACUUAGCUUUGUGCUCCUGCCUUGGGCGAGCGGCGAGUCGGGAGAGAAGGCACUCCCGGAGUUGCUGAAUAGUGCUCAAUCGAAGUUGACCGCGAGCAGACUUCUGCGCGUUCGCAAGCUGACACAUCAUGUGCAAGAUAAGCUCGAUAAGCUAUCAGGCAGCAGCGGUACACCUACCUCCGCUACCACCCCCGACUCAAUACCACCGAUGUCGCCAACACCGAGUAUGAUCAGCGUGAAUGCGACGACUAGCGCACGGCAGAACCGCCACAGGGCGGAGGAGAUGUACGAGAUCCUGUGCAACGACAUCGUCCUCCCGCUGGACAUGACGCUCGCGACCGUGCGCCAGUAUUACUGGCGGCAGAUGGGCGAGCUCAUCAUGCACUACCGGCUCAAGGCACGCGAUGCGCGGCCGAGCGUAGACAAUUUGACUGUGUGAUGGUGAGGAGACAUGCGGAAACGAUGGGGCGCCCGCUAUUUAUUGUAUUAUUUGUUAUCACCCCCUGUGUUUGUGUGCAGUGUUAUAGUCAG